Miscanthus lutarioriparius is the source of this 615-nucleotide messenger RNA. The record is from the annotation of a GenBank genome assembly. NCBI's taxonomy places the organism in Eukaryota, Viridiplantae, Streptophyta, Magnoliopsida, Poales, Poaceae.
AUGGCAGCUACGACGAGUGCUGCCAGGAGCUUGCUGCUCUGCCUGCUGGUCGCCUUUCUCCACCGCCUCCAGUUUCAGAUCCCGCCUGUAGCAGCUGCGACGACGUCGCACAACAAAACCGAGAGCCGACGAGACGGGCGCGGGAAGACGCUCAGCUUCACGCUGUACCAGCACGAGACCAUCAACAAGACCGGCUACAUCGUGGUGGACGGCGUCGCGGGCGCGGGCGUCAGCCAGACCACCACGCCCUUCGGCACCAUCUACGUCUUCCGCGACGACCUGACGGUGCGCGCGGACAGGGCCUCCCCGGUGGCCGGCGUCGCGGAGGGGAGCUCCAUCACCACCAGCCUCGACGGGCUGCAGAGCCUGUCGCUGGCCAAGAUUACGGUCCACCACCGCGGCCACCGGGGAUCCGUCUCCGUCCUUGGCGGCACCUACAACACAAAGCCGUCCGACUACCCGGUGGUCGGUGGCACCGGCGACUUCGCGUACGCGCUGGGAUACGUCCGGUCGUCGCCGGUGGACUUGCGGGGACGGACGGUGACGUACAAGAUGGAGCUUCACUUGUACUGGCCUCCGUAUGCCCACUACGCUACGGUUCCGCGUAAAGCGUGA